This is a messenger RNA of Neomonachus schauinslandi (Hawaiian monk seal), 9749 nucleotides long. It is a transcript of the gene UBR3, whose product is annotated as ubiquitin protein ligase E3 component n-recognin 3. Gene Ontology annotation, biological process: ubiquitin-dependent protein catabolic process via the N-end rule pathway; protein ubiquitination. NCBI's taxonomy places the organism in Eukaryota, Metazoa, Chordata, Mammalia, Carnivora, Phocidae. The coding region runs from base 41 to 5713 and encodes 1890 amino acids. Gene Ontology annotation, cellular component: ubiquitin ligase complex; cytoplasm. Gene Ontology annotation, molecular function: zinc ion binding; ubiquitin protein ligase activity. The record is from RefSeq and is a predicted model, not a curated record. The transcript is spliced from 39 exons.
AGCCGCCGGCUCUGGGCUCUCCAAAUUCUGAGCUCUCAUCAUGGCGGCGGCGGCGGCCGCGGCGGCCGUCGGGGGGCCGCAGGCGCCCCAACCCGAGCUGCCCGCGCCUGGGCUGGCCCUGGACAAGGCGGCCACUGCGGCGCACCUGAAGGCGGCCCUCAGCCGGCCGGACAACAGGGCAGGUGCUGAGGAGCUACAGGCGCUGCUGGAGCGGGUGCUGAGCGCCGAGCGGCCGCUGACCGCGGCUGCGGACGGCGAGGAGGCGGCGGUAGCCGGCGGCGGGGGCGGUCCGGGGGCGGCCGAGGAGGAGGCCCUGGAGUGGUGUAAGUGCCUUCUGGCGGGCGGCGGAGGCUACGACGAGUUCUGCGCGGCGGUGCGGGCCUACGACCCCGCGGCGCUCUGCGGCCUGGUCUGGACAGCCAACUUCGUGGCCUACCGCUGCCGGACGUGCGGCAUCUCCCCCUGCAUGUCGCUGUGCGCGGAGUGCUUCCACCAGGGCGACCACACCGGACACGACUUCAAUAUGUUCCGCAGCCAGGCUGGGGGUGCCUGUGACUGCGGGGACAGCAACGUGAUGCGGGAGAGUGGGUUUUGCAAAAGGCAUCAAAUUAAAUCAAGUUCAAAUAUUCCCUGUGUCCCCAAAGACUUACUGAUGAUGUCUGAAUUUGUUCUUCCAAGAUUUAUUUUUUGUCUUAUUCAGUACUUAAGAGAAGGCUAUAAUGAACCAGCAGCUGAUGUACCAUCAGAAAAAGACCUUAACAAAGUCCUUCAGCUUUUGGAACCUCAAAUUUCCUUUUUAGAAGAUCUAACUAAAAUGGGAGGAGCAAUGCGGUCUGUUCUUACUCAGGUUUUGACAAACCAACAAAACUACAAAGAUCUGACUUCUGGUCUUGGAGAAAAUGCUUGUGCAAAGAAAAGUCAUGAAAAGUACCUUAUAGCUUUGAAGAGCUCUGGACUUACAUAUCCUGAGGAUAAACUUGUGUAUGGUAUACAGGAGCCAUCAGCUGGCACUAGCACUCUGGCAGCUCAAGGUUUUGCAGGUGCAACAGGAACAUUGGGACAGCUAGAUUCCUCAGAUGAGGAGGAUCAGGAUGGGAGUCAAGGACUGGGCAAGAGAAAGAGGGUCAAACUAAGCAGUAGCACCAAAGAUCAAUCUAUAAUGGAUGUUUUGAAACAUAAAAGUUUUCUAGAAGAACUAUUGUUUUGGACUAUAAAGUAUGAAUUCCCUCAGAAGAUGGUAACUUUCUUACUCAACAUGCUUCCAGAUCAAGAGUAUAAGGUUGCUUUUACAAAAACUUUUGUUCAGCAUUAUGCUUUCAUUAUGAAAACACUGAAGAAAAGUCAUGAAUCAGACACAAUGUCUAACAGAAUUGUGCAUAUUAGUGUUCAGUUGUUCAGCAAUGAAGAGCUAGCCAGACAGGUAACAGAAGAAUGUCAGCUGCUGGAUAUUAUGGUCACUGUGCUAUUAUACAUGAUGGAAAGUUGCCUUAUUAAAAGUGAGCUACAAGAUGAAGAAAAUAGUUUACAUGUGGUAGUGAACUGUGGAGAAGCAUUACUGAAGAAUAACACUUACUGGCCUCUUGUCAGUGAUUUUAUUAAUAUCCUUUCUCAUCAAAGUGUGGCUAAGAGAUUUUUGGAGGACCACGGUUUGUUAGUUACGUGGAUGAACUUUGUAUCUUUCUUUCAAGGUAUGAACUUAAACAAGCGAGAACUAAAUGAGCAUGUGGAAUUUGAGUCUCAGACCUACUAUGCUGCCUUUGCUGCUGAACUUGAGGCCUGUGCACAGCCAAUGUGGGGGCUCUUAUCCCACUGUAAAGUUAGGGAAACUCAAGAAUACACCCGAAACGUUGUUAGAUAUUGCCUUGAAGCUCUUCAAGACUGGUUUGAUGCUAUUAACUUUGUAGAUGAGCCAGCACCUAACCAAGUCACUUUUCAUCUGCCCCUUCAUCGUUACUAUGCUAUGUUUUUGAGUAAGGCUGUGAAAUGUCAAGAACUAGAUUUGGAUUCUGUUUUACCUGAUCAGGAAAUGUUAAUGAAACUAAUGAUUCACCCACUCCAAAUUCAAGCAAGUCUUGCUGAAAUCCACAGCAAUAUGUGGGUAAGAAAUGGUCUACAAAUCAAAGGACAAGCUAUGACCUAUGUCCAGUCUCAUUUCUGUAAUUCCAUGAUUGACCCUGACAUUUACUUACUACAGGUUUGUGCUUCUAGACUUGACCCAGAUUAUUUUAUUUCAUCUGUCUUUGAAAGAUUUAAGGUAGUGGAUUUGUUGACAAUGGCGUCACAACAUCAAAACACAGUACUUGAUGCAGAGCAUGAGAGAUCGAUGUUAGAAGGCGCUCUUACAUUUCUUGUGAUUCUUUUAAGUCUUCGUUUACAUUUAGGGAUGUCUGAUGAUGAGAUUCUCAGAGCAGAGAUGGUAGCCCAGUUGUGUAUGAAUGACAGGACACAUAGUUCAUUGCUGGACCUUAUUCCAGAAAAUCCAAAUCCCAAAAGUGGCAUUAUUCCAGGCAGUUAUAGCUUUGAAUCAGUUUUAUCAGCUGUAGCUGAUUUUAAGGCUCCUGUUUUUGAACCCGGAGGUUCUAUGCAGCAAGGCAUGUAUACUCCUAAAGCUGAAGUCUGGGAUCAGGAAUUUGACCCUGUCAUGGUCAUUCUUCGAACAGUGUACCGAAGAGACGUGCAGUCUGCAAUGGACAGAUACACAGCAUUUUUAAAACAGAGUGGAAAAUUCCCUGGAAAUCCUUGGCCUCCCUAUAAGAAAAGGACGCCACUCCAUCCCAGCUAUAAAGGUCUCAUGAGACUUUUGCACUGUAAAACUUUACACAUUGUGCUAUUCACUCUGCUUUACAAGAUUUUGAUGGAUCAUCAAAAUCUGUCAGAACACGUACUCUGCAUGGUUUUGUAUCUGAUUGAAUUAGGACUUGAAAAUUCAGCUGAAGAGGAAUCAGAUGAAGAGGCGUCAGUGUGUGGACCAGAACGUUGUCACGACAGUUGGUUUCCUGGCAGUAACUUAGUGUCAAACAUGCGACACUUUAUAAACUAUGUUAGGGUGAGAGUUCCAGAGACUGCUCCGGAAGUGAAGAGAGACUCACUUGCAAGUACCAGCUCUGACAGCUUGAGUUCUUUACAAAAUUCUGGUACAGCUCAAGUUUUCAGCUUAGUAGCAGAGCGUAGAAAGAAGUUUCAAGAGAUCAUCAAUCGCAGUAGCAGUGAAGCAAAUCAGGUGGUUCGUCCCAAAACUUCAAGUAAAUGGUCUGCUCCUGGUUCAGCUCCACAGUUAACUACAGCCAUUUUGGAAAUUAAAGAAAGCAUAUUGUCUUUGUUAAUUAAACUUCAUCACAAACUCUCAGGGAAACAAAACUCCUACUAUCCUCCUUGGCUUGAUGACAUAGAAAUUUUAAUCCAACCAGAAAUUCCUAAAUACAAUCAUGGAGAUGGUAUAACUGCAGUAGAAAGAAUUUUAUUAAAAGCUGCAUUGCAAAGCAGAAUGAACAAACGCAUCAUUGAAGAGAUAUGUAGAAAAGUGACCCCUCCUGUACCACCCAAAAAAAUCACUGCAGCAGAGAAGAAAACAUUGGACAAAGAGGAAAGGCGACAAAAGGCUAGAGAGAGGCAGCAGAAAUUGCUUGCAGAGUUUGCUUCACGACAGAAAAGCUUCAUGGAAACUGCAAUGGAUGUUGAUUCUCCUGAGAAUGAUAUUCCUAUGGAGAUCACAACAGCAGAACCACAAGUUUCUGAAGCAGUAUAUGAUUGUGUUAUUUGUGGACAGAGUGGCCCCUCCUCUGAAGACCGACCUACAGGAUUGGUUGUACUGUUACAAGCAUCCUCAGUUUUGGGGCAGUGCCGUGACAACAUUGAGCCAAAAAAAUUGCCUAUCACUGAAGAGGAGCAGAUUUACCCUUGGGAUACAUGUGCAGCAGUUCAUGAUGUGAGACUUUCAUUAUUACAGCGUUAUUUUAAGGAUAGUUCUUGUCUCUUGGCAGUAUCAAUUGGCUGGGAAGGAGGUGUUUAUGUACAAACCUGUGGCCACACAUUACAUAUAGAUUGUCAUAAAUCUUACAUGGAAUCAUUACGGAAUGACCAGGUUCUUCAGGGCUUCUCAGUGGACAAAGGAGAAUUCACGUGUCCUCUCUGUAGGCAGUUUGCUAACAGUGUUCUUCCUUGUUAUCCUGGGAGCAAUGUGGAAAGUAACCCUUGGCAACGUCCUAGUAACAAAAGCAUACAAGAUCUCAUAAAGGAAGUGGAAGAGCUGCAGGGACGGCCGGGAGCUUUCCCAUCAGAGACCAACUUAAGUAAAGAAAUGGAAUCUGUAAUGAAAGAUAUCAAAAAUACCACUCAGAAAAAAUAUAGAGACUAUAGCAAGACCCCAGGUUCACCAGACAAUGAUUUUCUCUUUAUGUAUUCUGUUGCUAGAACCAAUUUGGAACUUGAAUUAAUUCAUCGGGGAGGCAAUUUGUGUUCAGGUGGUGCAAGCACAGCUGGCAAAAGGUCUUGCUUAAAUCAACUGUUCCAUGUAUUAGCCUUGCACAUGCGGCUUUAUAGCAUUGAUUCUGAGUAUAAUCCCUGGAGAAAGCUUACGCAAUUAGUAGAAGAGGUGAAUUCGCAGCAGGGAAAUGAAGAACAACAGCCUGAGGUUCCAAUUCUUUAUCAUGAUGUUACAUCCCUUUUGCUCAUCCAGAUCUUAAUGAUGCCGCAACCCUUACGAAAAGACCAUUUCACCUGCAUUGUGAAGGUGCUUUUUACCCUAUUAUACACACAAGCUCUUGUGGCACUUUCAGUUAAAUGCAAUGAGGAAGAUAGGUCAGCCUGGAAACACACGGGAGCUCUCAAAAAGAAUACAUGUGAUGCAGAGAAGUCUUAUGAAGUGUUACUGAGCUUUGUGAUAAGUGAACUAUCUAAAGGAAAGUUAUACCAUGAAGAAGGAACUCAGGAAUGUGCAAUGGUUAGCCCUAUUGCUUGGUCUCCUGAAUCCAUGGAAAAAUACUUACAGGACUUCUGCUUACCUUUCCUCAGAAUCACCAGCCUUCUUCAGCACCACCUUUUUGGGGAAGAUUUACCUAGCUGCCAGGAAGAAGAAGAAUUUUCGAUUCUUUCCAGCUGCCUGGGACUUCUGCCAACGUUUUACCAAACAGAACAUCCAUUCAUCAGUGCCUCCUGUCUGGAUUGGCCAGUUCCAGCAUUUGAUAUUAUAUCUCAGUGGUGUUUUGAGAUAAAUUCAUUUACUGAAACACAUGCAGAACAAGGAAAGGCCUUGCUUAUCCAAGAGGCAAGAUGGAAAUUACCACACCUGCUCCAGUUGCCUGAGAAUUACAACACCAUUUUUCAGUACUACCACAGAAAAACCUGUAGUGUCUGCACUAAGGUUCCUAAGGAUCCUGCUGUUUGCCUUGUUUGUGGUACUUUUGUAUGCCUGAAAGGACUUUGCUGCAAGCAACAAAGUUACUGUGAAUGUGUAUUGCAUUCUCAGAACUGUGGUGCUGGAACAGGGAUUUUCCUUUUGAUCAAUGCAUCGGUGAUUAUCAUCAUUCGAGGCCACCGCUUCUGCCUCUGGGGUUCUGUGUAUUUGGAUGCUCAUGGAGAAGAAGAUCGGGAUCUUAGGCGAGGCAAACCUCUCUACAUUUGUAAGGAAAGAUACAAAGUUCUUGAGCAACAGUGGAUUUCUCAUACUUUUGAUCACAUCAAUAAAAGAUGGGGUCCACAUUACAAUGGGCUGUGACUCACCACCUCAGCAUUGCAUUAUAUCAUUUUCAUUAAGAAUUUAUCAACAAUAAGCUUUACCUUAAUUUGGGGGAUUAACGCUUUUGCUGAGGGAGAAAAAGAAAACAUAUAUUAUAAAGCCUUUCCAAAAUUAGGUGCUUGGUAAUCACAUUAAUGGUAUAAUUUUUUUUUUAAGUAUCUGGAGAACAUAACAAAUAACAAGUUAAAUCAUUCUUUAGUGGUCCUUUUUUUUUUUUUUUUAAGUCCACAAUUAAUAAGAAGCACAACUUGUUUAAAAAUGAUUCUCCCACAAUGCAUAUCAGCUAUUCAUUGAUACUUAGAGUUGGUGUGAUUUAUUUAAAGUUUUACUGCUUCUUUAUAUCUGUGUGUUUUAAUUUGCAUCUGCUAAACACAAUGCAUCCUUUCCCUCUGCCAUUCUUGUGUUGAUUUGAGAUUUUUGCUGUAUGUAAUUAGAAAAAACAUGUAAGACAUGAUUUAUGUGAAAUAUUGUAUAGUAAAAGUUGGUCUAAUAGUAGGACUUUAAAAUUUUUUCUUAUUGUGAGGAAUCUGUUAAAAGUUUAAGGCUUUGCUGAAAACUUAAUUCAUUCUCAGGAAUUUCAUAAAUAUUCUCCCCAGGUAAAUAAUUGAAAUAGUUGUAAAAUAAGUAGAUAGCUGCUGUUAAUAUAAUACAGUACAUUUUGGGGGACAUGUGUGGUUGGGGAAGGGAGUCCUUAAAAAUCAAAAUUUGCCAUUUCGGUUGGAUGAAUUACUUGAGGUAUUAACAAAUAGAUUUUACUAUAAAAUCAGAAGUUUUAAGAGCAUACACAUGGCAGAUUUUGCUUUUAUGCAUGCCCACCUUUUAUUACCAACCAAGUUUUUGUUUAAAUGAUUGAAUUGGAAAUGCUCAGACUUACCCACAAAUGAAGCUUAGUUUUGGAACUUCCUGUCAGCUUGAGAGGUUCAUCUGUAUUGUAUUUGUGCAGCGUAAUCACUGCUAUUUCUGCUUAGUUUCCUAAAAGGAAAAAAGAGGCUCAGAGGUGAUGACCCUCAUGAAUGAACCGUGCAUCUGUAUUCUUCUUAGAAGCUGCUGCGAAAAGCAAUUUAUGUUUGUUGGGUUUUUUUAAUCAGUAAGAAUGGGAAUGAUUGAGCUAAAACCCACUCUAUAAAUAGAGAAGGAAGAUUACAGAAAAGCAUGUUACAUAUUGCUAACAAGAUUUUUCUUCCAAAUGAUUUAGUAAUUUGAUGAUUAUUUAAUAUAUAGUGUUAUCAAGCAAUUCCUGGUACUUUGGACUUCCAUGGCUUGUUAUAUAAAAUUACAUUUUUACAUGUAAAAAUAAACUCAAAAACAUCUAAUGAUAAAAUUCAAAAAUAAAGUCAGAUCUAUGUUCUAAAAAUUAUUGAAUGACAUGACAUUACAGAAUGUGAAAAUGGACAUUAAAUGAUGGCCUUGCAUUAAAAUAGAGCAGAACAGUACAUAUUCAAAUGUGUUCAAAAUGUCAAAAAAUUACCUAUAGCUCUACAAUAAAAUAAAUGGAAAUAGCUUGCUAUUUUUAUAUACAUUUCCAAAAUAUUAAGAUAACUUUCUGAAAGAUGAGACUGAUUCUGUUUAACUAAAUAGUUGUCCUUUCCAACACACUGCUACUUUUUUAAAUACUGUAUCAUAAGUUCAGCCUGUCAUAUUUUUUGCAUUGGUCAUUCUGAAUACCAGACCAUUUGUAAGUGUGGUUGAAGAGCAAAAUGCUAAUUUAAAUCUCUAGUAAAUACUGUUACAGGAUUCAUGAACUUGAAUAAUUCUACAGUUUGAAACUCUGAUGCUAUAUAUACAUGGUAUAAUGUAUUCAGAUUUUGAUUACUACAUAUUUAAAAUGGAAUGUUUUAUGAUUGUGCAUAUGGAUGUGAAGUGAAAAUAUUAGCCUUAACAUUAAAAUUUGGGUAUUUGAUAGUGUUUAUUUUGAUAUUGGUGAAUUAGUCACCAGUAAAUUUUUAAAAAGCACUUGGUUGAAAAUUGUACUUGAAUUACAUACAUGCAUGCUGCUAAACUAGAACUUUAAUUUUUUCCCCAUAACUUUUAUAAGUCCCAUUUAUAAACCCACUUUUAAAAAUAACAGGUCCAAGCUAGAGUGAUGUGUGUAUAUUAUUAAAAAAAAAUGUACUGGUGUGAUAUCUUGUAUGAAUGAUCAUUUAAAUACAGUACAUUACUGUAGAGGCUAAAUCAAUCUUUAUAAUUAAGCAGAGAUUACAAAACUAGGAAUAAUCAACAUUGUAAGAUAUGUUAAUAAAAACCUACUGUCAUUUGGUUUGUGAAAGGUCCUUAAAAUGUUUAAUUCUUACAUGUUUUUCUCUUUUUUUUAAAGGUAUUGAAAAUAAUAUAUAUAAGUGAGCAUAGCAGAAAAGAUCAAAGCAUAACGUAAUUAAUAAUUGCUCUAAGGUGGAGUUAAAUAUAAAGAAUUUGCUCUUCCUUAUACCUUUUAUUUACAGAGGUAGUUCCUGUUUCUUCUAUCCUUGUCUUAAAAUGAAUGCAAAGCUUUUUGCUAAGUAUGUAUGUUUUUGGAAGUUGGGGAGAAGGAAAUGGGUCUGCAGAUCUGAGGAACACUGCUGUGGUCCUUGCCGCUUUCUGAAAAUUCCAUCUAGACUUCAGAAAUCCAAAGGGCUUUAUGAUAAUGUUUAUUUUGAAUGGCCUGUGGUUUUGUUGGAAUUGACAGUUUUUGCUCCUACCCCUCCAUCCUGAAGCUCAUCAGGCAGUUAUCAGCUAAGAAUCCAUUUGUGUUCACAAACCUUUUUUUUCUAUUUUAUAUAUUUUGGUAUUUAUUGAUUUCUGUGACUUAGAAAAGAUGCUGAUUGAAAGCACUGAGGGCUUGAAGGUGACAACAGUGAGAGAGAAUACAUGAACCAAGAGUCUGUACCAUCUCCAGGAUUGUAAUUGUUGACUCGCAAAUUGCUGUUGUUGGCUUAUUUUUGUGGUCCUGUUGAACAACAAAAACAAAGCACAACAUGAUUUUAACCGUGAUUUUAAUCAAAUUACCAAGACAAGAUACAUUCACUGGGGGUUAUUCCUGACAUGUGAUGGUUGGUGGAAGGGCAGAAGACUUGGGACUGUCUCAGUCCCAUUCACAGCACAUAGUUCUUUUCCUUUAUGAUCUGGCUGGAGUGGGCAGAAGGAUGGCAACAUGAUCAUUUUUUGAUUUGUAACACUUCAAGCUCCCUUGCUAAUGAAGCACAUCAGAUAUGGAAGUGCUACCACCAUCCUAGGGUGCCAUAAUCAAGUAGCACUGGAGUGAAUAUGACUGCAGCUGAUGCAACACAAUGAAAAGGCGUGAUGGGCCCUUACGUAUAGCUGCAAUGUAAGACGUGGCAAUAACAACAUUAAUAUGGCAGAGCCCAAGAGCAAGCCAGAGAAGUAGGGUCAAGAGCACAGAUAAAGGCUUCAGCUUGAGGUGAAGGAAGAGGGACAAGAGAAAGGAAAGAAAGUCUAGAGGAAACAAAGAGGAUUCAUAUCUGAUUCCCUCUAAGGUUGGUGACAGAGGAGCAGGAUCAUCUGUGGAGGGUGAGCAGGCCUAGUAUAUCUGGGAGUUUUGAGUUAAGUGGCAGGGUUUAGACAUACGAUAGGAGAGUAGGCUAGAAAUAAGGAGAAGCACCACAGAAGUCAUAGUGAGAGCGCAAUGGGGUUAGAAGCCAUAACAUUUUCAAUGGAGCCAAUUAGAAAGGUUCUGGGACUUUAUAGAGCCCCUAAGAUCAGCAGUCCAGAACCCGAAGGGUAGAAAUUAGACUGCUAAAUUAAUUCAUAAUUUGGGGACUUGAGAGGCAGGUGCAAUAUCGGGUGGUAAGAGAAUUAGGAGUACUGGUUGAAAGGAGUGUGGGGUCCAUGCUGGGUAAAUUGUGGGUUAUAGGAUUGGAAUUCAUGAUGAAACUUAAUGAGGAGAUGUAAUGCAAGUUUUCAAAGUUUUCAUUUGGAAUUAGGACAAACUGCUUUCCUGUUGAAUCAUUUGAAUUCAUUCAGUAAAUAUUUAUUGAGCUCCUCUUAUGCACCAAGCAGUGAUGAAUACUGGCAGUACAAU